Molecule: messenger RNA, 534 nt
Organism: Loa loa (African eye worm)
Lineage: Eukaryota; Metazoa; Nematoda; Chromadorea; Rhabditida; Onchocercidae
Product: abundant larval transcript-2 protein
Exons: 4
Coding region: 1-534 (177 amino acids)
Source: RefSeq, a predicted model, not a curated record
AUGAAUAAACUUCUGAUAGCGUUUGGUUUAGUAUUUCUUCUUGUGUUACUUCCUUGUGAAUCACAAUCAGAUGAACAUUUUGAUAAUGAUGGUGAUAGUGGUGGUGAUGAAGAAGAUGAUGAUGCUGAUUAUGAAGCAGAUAGUAAUGGUGAUGAGGGAGAUGAUGGUGAUGAUGAUGAUGACGAGGAAGAUGAUGAUGACGCUGAUGAGGGAGAUGAUGGUGAUGGUGAUGAGGAAGAUGAUGGUAAUGAUGAUGGAGAAGAUGAUGGUGGUGAAGGCGACGGUGCUUACGUUACCAAAGGAGAAUUUGUUGAAACAGAUGGCAAGAAGAAAGAAUGCAAGUCUCAUGAAGCUUGCUACGAUCAACGUGAACCACAAGAUUGGUGCAGAUUGAACGAAAAUCAAUCGUGGACAGACAAAGGUUGCUACUGUGACGAUAAGUUGCAUUCAUGCAUUAUUGAGCGCAAGAACGGUGGCAAGUUGGAAUAUGCGCACUGUGCGCCUGAACAAGGAUGGAAAUGUCCAAGCAAGUAA